AUGCCUUCCUUCCUGCCGCUCCUGGAGCAGCCUAGUGGGGAGCUCUUCCCUAUUCUUCACCGCAUAGGUCCCACCAUUCUAUCUACGCCUACAGGUCCCCUUCCGGACCGGUCUUAUGUACUCGUCGAUCGCCCAGCCUUUGAUUUACAAGUUAUCACCGAGUUUCUAGACGACGGCGCCGAAAAAGUCAUUGUACCUCUUACAUGGGCCAAGGAGCUCAUAGGAAUUAUUCCUAAUGACAGGAUCAUCCUUUUGCUCGACGUCGGGAGCGUCAGCGCUGUUUCCGACAAGGUUCGGAGUGCUAUAUCCGGAGUCCUGCUUAAAAGUCCAGCAGUCGACCUUGAUUUGAUUGCCUCGAUAUCCAAGUUCUUCACCACAUCUGACAUCUACGUCCUAUCUACCCCUACUUUGCCAUCUAAGUCCACCAUUCGCGCACUUUUGGGUAUCAAAGCAACUCUCGUCAUUCCAAGCGACCAGCUUACCCUUAGCACAACCUCCGGCUCCCAAAUAAACGUCGGAGACGCGUUCAUUGCUCCUUUAAUCUCGGAUCGUCCCGAUGGUCUCUUCCCCACCGUGGUCUCAAGCCAGAGUGGGCACUCGCUCGGCUUGGUAUAUUCCUCUGCCGAAUCAGUAAAGGAGAGCAUCUUAACCGGAAAGGGUGUCUACCAAUCGAGAAAACACGGCCUCUGGCGCAAAGGAGAAACAUCGGGUGCGACUCAGGACGUAAUCAGCAUCAGUCUCGACUGUGACUCCGAUAGUUUGGAGUUCCGGGUCGUGCAACACGGCGCGGGAUUUUGCCAUCUAGACAGACAGUCAUGUUUUGGCGAGGCAAAAGGACUUCAGGCGCUGGAGGCCAUCCUUCUUUCCCGCCUUGCAUCCGCACCUCAAGGAUCAUACACGAAACGUUUGUUCAAUGACCCUCAGCUCUUACGUUCAAAAAUUAUGGAGGAGGCAGACGAGCUAUGUUCCGCUGAGACAAAGGAGGACGUGGCAUUUGAAGCCGCCGACCUGGUAUAUUUUGCACUCACAAAAUGUGUCGCGGCGGGUGUCACAAUUGCAGACAUCGAACGGUCGCUGGAUAAAAAAUCGAAAAGAGUUACGCGCAGGCCUGGGAAUUCGAAACCUCAGUGGUCAUCCACAUCCCAGCUGCCGAAAAACCGUUCUACAGAAAAACCGCCGCCACCCGCCUCAUCGGUACCUCCGGUGGAUCCGGACGCGCCCAUUCGGAUGCACGCCUCUGACCUAAGCACAAUCUCCUCACAAGAGCGUGCCCAGCUUCUUCGUCGACCUGUGCUCAGAUCUGAUGAGAUGAUCGAAAAGGUUAAGCCUAUCGUUUCUGAAGUGCGCGCUCGCGGAGAUGCGGCUCUGCUUGAAUUUACAGCCAAAUUCGACAAAGCCCGCUUGUCAUCCACAUGCGUAUUCUCACCUUUCUCUCCCGAUACAAUGCAAAUCGACCCCGAGAUUAAAUCAGCCAUCGACAAGGCGUAUGCCAACAUCCGCAAAUUCCACGAGGCACAAUCAAGCGGAUCUCAUCUCGUGGUCGAAACGAUGCCUGGUGUCGUUUGCUCGCGUUUUGCUCGGCCUAUAGCAAGAGUCGGACUUUAUGUCCCAGGGGGCACCGCCAUACUUCCUUCUACUGCUCUCAUGCUCGGUAUCCCGGCCCAGGUUGCGGGCUGCAGAGAAAUCGUUUUGGCGACCCCACCGCGAGGAGACGGCAGCAUUUCUCCUGAAGUCAUGUAUGUGGCAAGUUUGGUUGGCGCUUCGACUGUGCUGAAAGCUGGAGGAGCGCAAGCCGUUGCGGCCAUGGCCUAUGGGACUGACACGGUUCCAAAGGUAGAUAAGAUUUUUGGACCCGGCAAUCAAUGGGUGACUGCUGCGAAGAUGUUGGUACAGAACGAUACCGACGCCCUCGUUAGUAUUGACAUGCCGGCUGGGCCUAGUGAAGUCCUCGUUAUUGCUGACCAUACAGCAAAUCCUGCUUUUGUCGCGGCCGAUUUGCUUUCUCAAGCAGAGCAUGGAGUCGACUCACAAGUUGUCCUUGUUGCCGUUGACUUGACAGAGCAACAUCUCAGUCAGAUAGAAAGAGAAGUCGACUCGCAGGCACGGGCUUUGUCUAGGGUCGACAUUGUUCGGCAAUCUAUCGGCAAAAGCAUCAUUGUCAGGUCAUCCUCUGUUGAGGAAGCCCUCACAUUCUCCAACGACUACGCACCCGAACACCUUAUCUUGCAUCUUGAGAAUGCCGCUAGUCGAGUUGAUAUAGUUGAAAAUGCUGGUAGUGUCUUUGUUGGUGCAUACUCUCCCGAAAGUUGUGGAGAUUAUGCUUCCGGGACAAACCAUACUCUUCCUACUAAUGGAUAUGCACGGCAGUUCAGUGGCGUCAAUACCCUGUCCUUCCAGAAACACAUCACGUCGCAAGAGGUGUCUUCAGCGGGGCUCAAGGACCUGGGUCCUAUUGUGGCGACUCUGGCAGAUUGUGAAGGACUACAAGCCCACGCAAAUGCAGUGCGAAUACGCUUGAGCGCGCAGUAG
Molecule: messenger RNA, 2529 nt
Organism: Desarmillaria tabescens
Lineage: Eukaryota; Fungi; Basidiomycota; Agaricomycetes; Agaricales; Physalacriaceae
Product: histidinol dehydrogenase-domain-containing protein
Exons: 3
Coding region: 1-2529 (842 amino acids)
Biological process (GO): L-histidine biosynthetic process
Cellular component (GO): cytosol; cytoplasm
Molecular function (GO): metal ion binding; histidinol dehydrogenase activity; NAD binding
Source: RefSeq, a predicted model, not a curated record